Molecule: messenger RNA, 2661 nt
Organism: Ipomoea triloba (trilobed morning glory)
Lineage: Eukaryota; Viridiplantae; Streptophyta; Magnoliopsida; Solanales; Convolvulaceae
Product: mitogen-activated protein kinase kinase kinase 1-like
Exons: 9
Coding region: 270-2138 (622 amino acids)
Biological process (GO): protein phosphorylation
Molecular function (GO): ATP binding; protein kinase activity
Source: RefSeq, a predicted model, not a curated record
AUAAUAAUGAUGAUAAUUUGCUAACCCGCAGCUCGCAGCCGCGUUUCCAGUUUCCACUCUCCUUCCCGUCGAGUCGACGGCGUUUACUAGUCCGGUCUUCGCUCUCCCGUUCCGGCGGCGCUUCCGAAAGUUCCGAACAGUUUCUUUUCGUUUUUCAAUUCAAUUUCCGGCAAUCGAUCUUUCAAAGAAGAAAAUGAUGAUUCAUGAUAUGAUAGAGCGUUCAUCGGUAUACUGAUGAUUCAUGGAUAGAGCUGGAAAACGGAUUCGAAAUGCAUCGACUCCCUUUGAUCUUCGUUCAUAAGAGGCGCAGUGACUCCAAGUCAAGCCGUCGAGACAGAGGAGCCGCCGACGCCGCCGCCAAAUCGAAGCCUAGGCUCAAGCGCUGCAACGCUUUGAAGAACAUCGACUUCGAGCCGUGUACUUCGCCUUCCUCGGAGGACUUUUUGAUUUCGCUCAAGUGGAGUGACAAGAAGAGCUUCCGGAUCGAAGGGGACAGGGCUGAGAUCGAAACUUUCUUCGAAGAGUUGGGGUUUUCUGGCCCGGAAGACUUUGAAAUUCCUCCGGCGGCAUGGGAGGCCUCCAUGAAGGCGCGCUCACCUUGCCAUGUCCUACCUAGGCUCUGUAAUUCUCCACCCGUCGAGUUCUCGGAUAGUGUUAGGGUUACUGACGGGAGGUUUCCUGUGAAUGGAGAGCCUGAUAAUGACACUGUGACUCGAUUUCCGGGUAGUGGUAGCGUUAGUAGUGUAUUUAAUUCGAAAAUUGAGGCUAAUGAUUCUGAGUUUCCCGAGAUUUGUAGAGGAAAUCAUCGGCAUAUUGAUCGUUGUGUUGGCAGCAGCAGUGGUACUCCUUUGAGGGGUGAGAUUUGUGAAACAGUGAGUAGAUUCGAUGACAGUGUAGCCUUUAAUAAGACUGAGCCUGCUAGGUUUGCUUGUGAUGGUGGUGGUGGUGGUGGAGGCAUUAAGGGUGUGAGGCCGCCUGUUCUGACUCCACCACCUGCAAUGCCAUUUCCAGUGGGCAAUGAUACCCUUUUGGGUUGGGGUACUGUGAGCUCAUCUAUGCCUGUGGAUGAUAUGAAAUUGGGAUUUUUGAGUCCGGAAAGGAUGAUAGCAGAUGCUGAAAUUGCAGACAAGGAGGGUGCUAAUAUUGAGGUUGAUGAGGAGGUGGAAAAUGAUAUAAGAACACAACUAGGAUUCAAUGAUUUGCACUCAGCAUCAUGUUCAUUCACCACCAAUGAUGAUGAUUCUUCUAGCACUACAACGGAGCUUAUGUCCAUAAUAUCUCCAAAUGGGAGAUUCAUUCGCAUUAUUACAGGUUGGCAGAAGGGUCAACUUUUGGGACGGGGAUCAUUUGGAUCAGUAUUUGAAGGCAUUGCAGAUGGCGGCUUCUUUUUUGCUGUGAAGGAAGUGUCCUUGCUAGAUCAAGGUGAUGAUGCUAGGCAAAGUAUUCAUCAACUUGAACAGGAGAUUGCUCUCUUGAGUCAGUUUGAACAUGAUAACAUAGUACAGUAUUUUGGUACAGACAAGGAUGAUUCAAAGCUAUAUAUAUUUCUUGAGUUGGUAUCUCAGGGGUCCCUUCUGAGUCUAUAUCAGAAGUAUCAUCUCCGAGACUCUCAGGUAUCUGCCUAUACAAGGCAGAUAUUGUUUGGGUUGAAGUAUUUGCAUGACCGGGAUGUAGUCCACAGAGAUAUUAAAUGCGCAAACAUAUUGGUGGAUGCUGCUGGGUCAGUCAAACUUGCAGAUUUUGGCCUAGCUAAGGCCACCAAACUGAAUGAUGUGAAGUCCUGCAAGGGGACUGCCUUCUGGAUGGCUCCUGAGGUCGUUAAUAGAAGGAACAGUGGCUAUGGGCUUGCAGCAGACAUAUGGAGCCUUGGCUGCACUGUCCUGGAGAUGCUUACACGACAAUUCCCUUAUUGCCAUCUAGAGCAUAUUCAGGCUCUCUUUAAGAUUGGGAGGGGUGAGCCACCUCAUGUGCCUAACACACUUUCAGGUGAUGCACAAGAUUUUAUACGUAGCUGUCUUCAAGUUGACCCAAAUGCUCGUCCAACCGCUUCUCAGUUGCUAGAGCACCCAUUUGUGAAGCAUCCACUUCCAUCACCCUUGAGUUCACCAUCUCCUCGCUAUCUAGGCAUGCGGUUUUAGACUGUUGCAAAUUCAAAUGGCCGGGCAGAUUGAAAUGCAUUUGACUAUGCCCUGCCACCUUUCCUUGAUUAUUGCUGGUAAUCUUGUCAUUGGUGUGUUGCGUCUUUUCAUCAUUGCACCAACAGCUCUACUCACCUGAUUGGAUCAAAGGCGAUGCGAUUCAGUUCCUGGGAUCCCCAUGGGUUUUUAACUAAAAACACGUAACUGAGAUUUCAUCCUGCACUACAAGGCAUGAGCUGUGAGUUUCCUAUUUGAUAGCUAAUUAGGACUCCGACUUUCUUAUGCGUUCUUAAUGUACCACUGUCAAUGCUAGACCAAUGUGUGUUGUAUUGCUGUUUUUUUUUUUUUUUUUUUUUUUUUUUUUUUGCUUCAUUUCAUAAUAAGCACCGUAUAGUUGACCUAUAAGUUUUAGUGUGAGGGUUGUAAAGAUAGCAAGUAUAUUGAGUGGUCUUGUAUAUAUGCAUUUAGUGUGUAUAAUAUCACGCAAAUGUUUUUAUCCUAACUGGUUCCAGCUUGUGUUUUA